This is a messenger RNA of Chlamydomonas reinhardtii, 5485 nucleotides long. RefSeq lists its product as uncharacterized. NCBI's taxonomy places the organism in Eukaryota, Viridiplantae, Chlorophyta, Chlorophyceae, Chlamydomonadales, Chlamydomonadaceae. The record is from RefSeq and is a predicted model, not a curated record. The transcript has 10 exons. The coding region runs from base 168 to 4502 and encodes 1444 amino acids.
GAGCACGUCACCGCAAACAACGCGUGCGGCGCGCCCCACUCUCGCGCCUCAACCGCUCGGUCGCCCUCCCGCCCGUCGCUCCUCAACCGCGACACGCUCGCCCGGCCGCCGCGGGCCGACUGCGGAGCCGCGGCCGGACGCGAACGCGCUCGCUCACAACAAUGGAAAUGCAGCAGCCGCAGCCAGCGGUGGCGGGCGCGCCGCUACCGGAGCGCCAGUCGGCGCAGCCCUACUACUUGGAUCAGUCGCCGCCUGGGUACCGCCUUUACGGGGCCAACUUGGAGCCGCAUCAGCCGGCCCCGACACCCAGCGGGCAUGCGGCAACCCCAACCGGUGUCAGCGGUGGCUGCCUGCCUCCGUCGCCAUCCCAGUCCCUCUGCGCGCACGCCCAGUUACCGUGCGCGUCCGUGGCUGCAACGCCUUCAAGCGCAGGAGGCGCUCCUGCGCCCACCACCGUCAUCACAGCUGCAGCUGCUGGAGGUGGCGACAGCGGUGCACACGGUGAUGUUGUCGGGUCUGCGACACCGGCAGCAGCGGCGGUGAUGGCUCCGGCGUUGCAGCACGCCAUCAGCCAUGUGGCGGCCCCCUCGGGCGCGCUGCCAUACUUCCCGCACCACUCCCACCUGCAGCCGCAACCCCACGCGCAUUACCAGCACCAGUACCAGCACCAAUACUCGCACCAGUACCCGCACCAGUACCCGCACCACUACCAACACCAACACCACUACCAACACCAGCACCGGCCCCAGCCCCAGCCCCAGCCCAAGCACCCGCAGCACUUCCACUCUCACCAGGAGCAGCCAUGGGGCACCGGGCAACACGUGUCCCCCCUCGCUCCAGGCGGGAUGAGCAGCUUGACGCCGUCGCCAUUCAGCCCGGCCACUGCCGCCGCCGCCACGGCCGCAGCAGCCCAUGGCGCACCUUCAGGCGGCGCCGCCACAAGCCCCUUAGUGCCGAGCUUCUCAUCGCCGCUGCCAUGGCAGCAGCCACAGCAGGAGCCGCGUCAGACUUCUUGUGCUCCGGCACCGUGUGAGCAACAACAGCGGCAACAGCUGCAGCAGCCAGGGCAGGGCCAGGAGCCUCACGCCUCGGCUGCAGACACGGCUGUGCCGCUGCCGCAAACCAUGUCGGCGCCUGCCGCCCUCAACCACCUGCAGCUAGCGCCGCCGCCCCACUACCACUACAGCUACCCGGGGCCGCAACCGCCAGCGCAACAGCACUCCCAGCAGCCGCACAUGCCCGUGCAGCCUGUGCCGCCGCCUGCCCCCCAGCCGCCGGGGCCUCCGCCGCAGCCGCCUCCACAGCUGCAGCCUCCCAUGGUCUGGGCGGCGCCACCCUACUGGCCGCACAGCGGGCCGCCGGGCGUGUCACCGAGGCCGUGUGCCCCACAGCCCGCCACUGCACCCCAGCAACAACCGCCGCCGCAGCCACAGCACCCCUGGCAACAACCGCGAGCGCCCCCGUUCCACCAGCCGCCGUCCUCUCCUCCGGCUCCACCUCCUGCGGCUCUCCCGCAGCCACGGCCACCGCCGCUGCCAAUCCCACCGCGCCCGCCGCCCUCGCUACCCGCCCCGCUGGUGUGGCUGCCAAAGCCCAACUGGUGCGCCUACCACAUUCUCCGCUGGCAGGCCGCCGCCAACCACAUCCUGUUCUACCUGGUCGACCAUGACUACAAGGCAGUGCUGGCAGUGGUGGGCACUGACCUGCGCUUCUCCGGCCACUUCGUGUACUCCACGCUGCCUGAUGGCCCCGUGGCUGGCAGCCCCCUGCGCUGCACCAACCGCAACAGAGUCAUGGACUGGCUGGCGCAGCAGGGCGCAGUGGACCCUGCCGACGCCUCCCGGCUGCGGUUGCCGCCGCUGGCGCCGCACGAAUUGGCGCUGUUGGAGUCCUCAGAUCCGCUGUUCAGCCGGCCCGCGGAGAGCGUACUGGACAGGCGCUACAGCUCCUGGCGUGAGGAGGUGGGGGUGCUGCCGGACGGACGCCACAUCAAGCAGUUCUGGGUGUCAGCCGCCCCGCCGGCCGGGUGUGGCGAGGAGACCGGCGGCGGUGACGGCGCGUGUGAGGGCCGGCCGGGCCAGCGGUCGGCGGCUGCGGCACUGCCGGAGCGGCUGGUGGUGGUGGCUGAGGACAGCCACCGCCGGGACAGGCGCUACACGUACCGCGCCUUGCCCGAGUUCGGCGGAUUCGUGUUCGAAAACGGCCACUGCGCCAAGGAGUGGCUCAGCUUUGUCGUGGGCAGGAGGCUGCAGCCAACCGCGCUGCCGCAGCGGCCACCGCGCCGCAAGGGAGCUGCUGCGACAGCGGGUGCCGCCGCAACCGCUUUCACUCGCGUGCCGCCGCAGGCCAACGGCGGUGUCCGGCGCAACAUGUCGCGCACCAACGGUGCUAGCAGCCCCAGCAGCGAUGCCAGCGACGGCGGAGGUCCGCAGGAGGCCGGCGGCACCAGCUCAACACCCGGCAGCGCCAGCGGUCAGCAGCAGCGGCAGACCCCAAGCGCUGCCGCGGAAGCGACUGCCAGCGCCACGGCGGCGGUUGCUGCGGCGGCGGCGCAGCCCAGCCCCGGCGCUGACGGCAGCCGCCGUGGCGUGGCUGCUGCUGUGGCGGCUGCGGUGGCAGGUGUGGCAGGCAUGGACUGGAGCCAGCUGCGGCUCGGCGGCUCCGGCAGCGUGCCACCGGCGGCAGGUGUAGGCGCAGGCGUGGCGCCACCUAGCCCUUUUUCUCCGCCACCCCAGCCGCCACAGCUGCCACCGCCGCCACCGCCGCCACCGCCGCCAGUCUGGGCGGCUCAAGGUCACGGUGUCGGCUCAGCCCCCAGCCAUGUUCCACCCAACAACCAGAGCCCGCUGCUGCACCCGGGCACGCAUCCACCGCACCACCACUUGCAGCACCCACACCCACACCUGCACCCGCCCGCCGACCCACACCCGCUGCUGCACCCGGGCGUGCCGCAGCUGCACCCCGGUGUGGAUCCGGGCAGCUGCGGCCCUGCCAGCAGCGCCUGGACAGCCGCCGGGCAGCACCCCCUUCUGGCGACGCCGCCGCCGCCGCACCACCACCACCACAACCGCAACGCACACGGCCGCGCCGACGUGUCGGGUGGUGGCCACGCCGGCGCAGUGCCGCACACUGCCGCGCCGCCAGCGCAGCAGCAACAGUUUGCCGCCGCAACAGCCCGCCCUGUAACGCCGCCGCUGCCGUCGCCUCCGCCCCACCCCGACAGCCAGCUACUCGCGGACCUGUGUAUGACGGUGGACGAGGACGGCGACGACUUUGCGGACUGGCUGCUGCGCACCUGCAGCGGCGGCGAAGGUCUGCUAACGGACUGGUGGAAGGGGCCAGCUGCCAGCGGUGACGGCGGAGCGGUCGGCGCAGCAGGCGGCGUGGCCAGCGUGACCGGGGGGCAUGGUGGCGGCGGCGGCGUGGACGCGAUGGAUGUCCAGCACGUCAAGUCAGAGACUGAGGUACCGGCCGGUGGCGAUAGCCCGCACGCGGAGCAAAAGCCUAGCUAUGGCGGCACCGGCGGCGCCGCUGGGUUUGCUGCUGUCGUGGCGGUCGCAGCCGGCUCACCAUUACCAGCGUCGCCGCCGCCCUCGCGGUCGCGCUCGGGCUCGCCACCUGCCCCACGCGCACCGCCCAGGGCCCAGCAUUCGGGCCCCGGUUCCGACCACCCCCAGCCUAUGGACAUGCAUGGCUUCGGUGGCGGAGGCGGCGUCACUGUUGUGGCUUCGGACGCCACUGACGGCGAGGCCUCGACCGCCCCAGCCGCAGCUGCAGCCGCCAUCCACCAGGAGCAGCCGCUGCAGCCAGAGCCGCGCCCGCCCCUGCCGCCGCGGCAGCACGCCGCAUCCGCUGGCCUCGUCACGGGCAUGGGCAUGGAACCGGGGGUGCAGGCGCUUGGCGGAGGUGGCUUUGGCGAGGGGCUUGGCGCGGGACUGGGCGGGCUGCUGGCGUGGGACGGCGGCCCCGACGCGGACUUUGACGUCUUUACGGCGCCUGACGUGCGCGCCGCGUUCCAGCACAGCCCACGACUGCUAGACUGGGUGGCAGGUGUGCCUGACGCCGGCUCCCUGUCUGCCUACCGGAGCUGGGCGGCCCUGCUGCGCGGCUUCGCCUCGCAGGCUGCAGCUGGCUGCAACACGGGCGCCGCUGGGGACGCACGGCAGCCUGCAGCCGGAGCUCUCACAGGUCCCACGGAGGCGCACGUGCGGGAGCUGCUGGACGAGCUGUCGAGGCAGUGCGUCAGCCUGCGCGUGUGUGUGGAGCUGAGCGGGGCGGUGGUGGCGCUGCGGGACGCCUGCCGCGGGCGCCAGCCGGGGGUGGCAGCGGCGGCGGAGCGGCUGCUUGAGGAGUGGCACGGCGUGGCGGCGCAGGCGCUGGGCACGGCGGCACAGGCGCUGAGCGUGUCACGAGCGAACAGCGGCUCCGGCAGUGGCGCCAGUGCUGGCGGUGCGGGUGCUGGCCUGGGCCUGAGCGACGACCCGAUGGAUUGGCUGUGGUAGACCGCUUGGCGGCCCGGACACGCACAAACACGUAGUUGUAUUCCUUGUCCUUUUUAACACACACGUAGUUAAUCCUCCCUUGGCUACUCACUACCGGUAGCAUACACGGUAAAGAGCUAGCUCGGCCCGCCGUGAUCCGAUUAUCGGAAAGGGGGCGGGCCGUGCGGCACACCCCUCACACGUUGGUGACAAGUGCAUAAACAGUGAGGCGGCACGGGUAGUGUCCUGCAGUGCGUGCGCUCGUGAGCUGCAUCAAGCAUGGUUUGCUGUGGAGUGGUAUCAUGGUAUCAAGCAUGUGUUGUUGUGUGUUGCCCUAUGAUAGUGUUGCUUUUGCAUGUUGGCACAUAAUCCAUGCCAUUACGGCAGCAGUGAUGGUGAGUCCUGUGCUGUGGCGGUGCGACACGAGCGGGGCAUUGCCCCUCGUGGCGGUCAGGCGCAGGGAUGUAUCCCGCGUGGUGCACCCCUGGCUAUGUGGGUUUGGGUUGAUGGACACAUGUUGAUACGAAGCACGCUCACGCAGUGGUCAAGUGGUUUUGCGUCAUGCCAAACGGUUCUGUUUGUGUACCAUUUACGAGUUUCAGAGACGUUUACGGUAUUGGGCGUUCAAUGAUGGGCUGUACAUCAUCCGGGGUAAAGGUCUUAAGAUGGACAUCAUCUUGGGUAAUGAUUGUAGGAGACAGCGCUAGAAUGUAGGGACAGGGCCUGGAGCAGCCCUCUGUUUGCCGCUUGCGCUCAGGCGGAGGCUCAUCUGCGCCGGGAGCAGAGCCGUACGCGGACCGGACCGGACCAGGUAAGAGUGGUGGUUGGAGUACGGAGAGACACAGGGGUUAACUUUGAACCAAUCCCGUAAGGAAACAGAGAGACACAGGGGGCGCUGCUAUGGUCAAUACGUGAGUUCCGGGCUGAGGCCAAACACACUGCCGCUUCGUGUGGGAACGCUCGGCGAGAGAGCCUCGGAAGGUCGACCGGUGCUAGACAGUCGG